This is a messenger RNA of Miscanthus lutarioriparius, 480 nucleotides long. NCBI's taxonomy places the organism in Eukaryota, Viridiplantae, Streptophyta, Magnoliopsida, Poales, Poaceae. The record is from the annotation of a GenBank genome assembly.
AUGGCCACCCCCGCCGCCGCACCUGCACCCCACCUUGUCCUCCCCCACCGUGACGCCCACGCCCCACCUUUGGUGGUGCAGCCAUGGAGCACGAGGCGGGUCUCCGGCCGCUCACCCAACCGCAGCGGUGACGGGCGAGGGACGGCCAGGGGCCGCUGCGUCGCACGGAGGGUCGGAGGGAUGCUCGGCGAGGCUGAGGCCGGCGACGGCGCCGGCAUGGAGGCAACGAGCUGCCACUACUGCGGAACCGCGGUAGCAGCGACCUGCAUCGAGUGCCGCGCGCCAGGGUCUACUCCACCACGCCUGCGCCCCGCUCUGUGCCGAAUGCCUCGCCGCUGGGGCCGUCUUCCGCCGCGCCUCUUCCGCCUUCCUCUGCUCCAACUGCGACUUCGGGAGGCACAUGUCCACGGCCGCUGCGCCGUGCUGCCGAAGAUGGUGCUUGGUGGAACAUCUAGGAGGACGAGGAACCCCAGGUGCUGA